Messenger RNA from Phragmites australis (common reed), 1352 nucleotides. RefSeq names its product protein SEH1. Gene Ontology annotation, biological process: positive regulation of TORC1 signaling; cellular response to amino acid starvation. The record is from RefSeq and is a predicted model, not a curated record. Gene Ontology annotation, cellular component: Seh1-associated complex; nuclear pore outer ring. Lineage: Eukaryota; Viridiplantae; Streptophyta; Magnoliopsida; Poales; Poaceae. Gene Ontology annotation, molecular function: protein binding; structural molecule activity. The transcript has 8 exons. Bases 72 to 1043 code for a protein of 323 amino acids.
CCCGAACAACCCUUCGAGGUCCGAGCGGACGCGCCGCCGCCGGACGUCACCAGAGAGCUCUGAAGCGAGGAAUGGCGGAGCGGCAGGUGGCGGAGCUGGGCCCCGGCGCGGCGUGCUGCGGCUGGAACCACUGCGGUCGCCGCCUUGCCGCCGGCGCCGUCGACGGCUCCGUCUCCGUAUACGAUUCCCACCCGUCCCCUUCCUCCAAGUGGCAGGCCCACGAGCACGGCGUUGUGAAUGUUGUCUGGCUUCCUCCUGAGUAUGGGGACGCUAUAGCUUGUGUUUGUGCUGAUGGGACACUGUCUUUGUGGGAGGAGGUUGCUGAAGAUGAUCAACUUCCAGUCUGGAGGAAGUGUAAAGUCUUUGAGGGGGGCAAUUGUCACAUACUAAAUGUACAGUUUGGAUUGCAUCUGGCAAGUCUGAAAAUGGUUACUGCAUACUCAGAUGGCCAAGUGAAGGUCUACGAGCUCUUGGAUUCACUGGAAUUAGACAAGUGGCAGCUUCAGGCAGAGUUCCAGAACAUUACCGAUCCAGUUUCCAGAUAUGGAAAGCCAGCAUGCAUUUCUGCAUCAAUAGCAUGGAAUCCAAGAAGAGAUGGAAGUCAACAGGCUAGUUUUGCUAUUGGCUUCAAUUCAGAUUCUCCUCAUUUCAACUCUUGUAAGAUUUGGGAGUUUGAAGAAGCUCAUCAGCGUUGGCUUCCACUUGUUGAGCUUGGUUCGUCCGAGGAUAAGGGAGAUAGAGUGUGUGCUGUAGCAUGGGCUCCUAACAUUGGCAGACCAUAUGAAAUCGUCGCGGUUGGUACCUGCAAAGGAAUUGCAAUAUGGCACAUAGGUUCGAACCCUGACUCUGAUAGCGGUCUUUCAGCAGAGAAUGUUGCGGUACUUUCUGGCCACGGUGGUGAGGUAUGGCAGCUGGAAUGGGACAUGGGCGGUAUGACACUAGCAUCGACUGGAGGCGAUGGCAUGGUGAAGCUAUGGCAGGCUAACUUGGAUGGAGUUUGGCAUGAGCAAGCUGUUCUUGACUGCAGUGGAUCACAUAACUAGGGGUUUCAUAGAACAUUUUUGUUCCCCUUGUGCAAACAAGACGCUAGGUGUUGCUGCCUUGUUGCAGGAUUCUGCAGCGUUUCUUUCACUUAUCGUCCGUGGACUAUUCAUUUGUUGUUGGUUUAGCCCUAUCAAAACAUGGUCCCCCAAGGACGAUGCAACUGCUUUUAUGACAUCUGGUGUGAUGCAACAGUUUUUUUUUUUACUACUUAUGUGAUGGGUGAUUGUAACGCUUGAGGGACCGCCUUUCAAGUUCAAAAAAGGAAGGUAAUCAUAUUCUUAUUGGAAGCUACGCAGCUUUGAGCAUAA